UAUAGUUUGUGCUUGCUUGGAGUAAAAAAUCUCAAGAAAAUGUCUGGCGACAAUGGAGGAGGUCUACAACAUAUUCUUUCUUCUCCCCACAGAGACUAUCUGAUUCGUAGCAAUGGUGUUCAAGUUCCCAUUACAAGUUUAAGAGGAUACAAGGUCGGAUUGUACCUCUGGGCAUCAUGGUCCCGUCCAUGCCGAAAGUUCACCCGGAAACUAGUAGAAGCUUACAAUGACCUUUCUUCCAAACGGGACUUUGAGAUUGUGUGCAUAUCUAAGGAUAUCGACGAGACUUUGUUUCAAACCUAUUUCUCCAAAAUGCCAUGGCUUGCAAUCCCUUUCUCCGAUUCCAAAUCCCACAAUAAAUUGGCCUCUAGGUUCUGUAAACGCCUCCCUCACCUUGAGAUCUUGGAUGAGAAUGGAAAGAUCAUUUCUCAAAAUGCAGUUGACAUGGUCCAAGAAUAUGGAGCUGAAGCUUAUCCUUUUACCACCCAAAGGAUCAUUCAAAUUCGGGACAAGGAGGAAGAGUCCAAGACUAACCAAUCUCUGCGAUCUCUAUUAGUUUCUACCUCAAGAAAUUUUCUUCUGUCAGCUGAUGGAAAAAGGGUUUGUAUUUCCAAGCUUGAAUGGAAGUUCGUAGGCCUCUAUUUCUGUUCCUCGUCAUUAUCGGAUGAUAAUGAUAAUUGCAAGAGAUUCACCCCAAAGCUUGUAAAGGCAUAUGACUUGCUGAAGCAGGGAGGGGCUAAUUUUGAAAUUGUCACAGUUUCUCUUGAUCAUCCGGACUAUAAGCAAGAUGAUGACGUGGAUAGUGUCAACAACGAUGAUGAAGGCAAGGUUAGUGAUCAGCUAAAGAUGCCUUGGUUGAACAUUCCAUUUAAAGACGAGAAGAGCAGUGCUAGGCUUGUUAGAUAUUUCAAAAUCCGGUUCUCUGACCUGCCCAAACUGGUUAUCAUUGGAGCUUAUGGUGAAACCCUUAUGGAGAAUGCAGUGGAUGCAAUUGAAGAGUAUGGGGCCGAGGCUUUUCCCUUCACUAGUGCUAAGCUGGAAGGGCUGAAGGAGAAAGAUAAGUCGAUGCUUGAAGGGCUAAAUCUGGACACCAUUUUUACAUCCUCUAAAGACAAGUUCCUCAUUGGAAAGGUUCCAUUGUAUAAUCAUCUUAAUGGGAAACAUAUACUCCUUCACAUUUCUGGGAAAGCCGAUACACCGAGACAACUUCUAGGAAUGUACUGUGAGAUUAAGAAGAAGAGGAGUGAUAAACUUGAAAUAGUCUAUAUCCCCAACGAAGCAGAUGAGACCACCUCCUCGUUGUAUGAGCUUCCAUUGUUGAUGGUUCCAGUUAGUGGAAAUGAGUUGUGGAUUGAAUCAACCAGACGCAUUUUCAAUGCCAAGGAGGAUUUUGAGGGAAAGAUGGUAGUUAUUGGGCCGAGUGGGAAGGUCAUCACAAGACAUGGCAGGGAACUUGUGAUGUCGUUUGGGGGACGUGGUUACCCUUUUACAGAGGAGAGGCUGGGAGAGAUGGUCAAGGAAUGGCCUCAGACAAUGAAUGAUGUCUCCAUCCACGAGCACGAGGUGAGUUUUAUUGAAAUUGGCAGGUACAAAUGUGCUUUGUGCUGUGAGUAUGGUUUGAUGAGGGCUUUCAGCUGUCAACAUGAUGACUGUCAUUUUGUUACUCACCCAAAAUGUGCAGAGAUGAAAAAGAAGAAGUAGUAACAGGUUCAAAUAUAUAUAUAGCACAGAAUACUACUUGUAUAAGAUAGAUGCUUCUCUUCAGACUUCUCUAAGGUGUCUUUUGGUACUGAUGGAUG
This is a messenger RNA of Impatiens glandulifera, 1799 nucleotides long. Its product is annotated as probable nucleoredoxin 1. Bases 40 to 1701 code for a protein of 553 amino acids. The transcript is spliced from 4 exons. The record is from RefSeq and is a predicted model, not a curated record. NCBI's taxonomy places the organism in Eukaryota, Viridiplantae, Streptophyta, Magnoliopsida, Ericales, Balsaminaceae.